Messenger RNA from Dentiscutata heterogama, 489 nucleotides. NCBI's taxonomy places the organism in Eukaryota, Fungi, Glomeromycota, Glomeromycetes, Diversisporales, Gigasporaceae. The record is from the annotation of a GenBank genome assembly.
AUGACAACAGCAACUCCUUUACAACCUGGCUCUAAUGAAUAUGUGACAGUUCAAUCGAAAUUUACUUCCAAGAUGGCUGGAAAAUACAAUAUACAGAUACAUUCAAUAAUUAAAGUAGAAGUGCCUAAGCAUAUUACAAAUAAUCAUGAAAUUUAUAAAAAAAAUAAUCCAGGACUCCGCUGUGACCAAUAUUUUCAUGGCACAAAGCAUGCCUGUGCGAUUAGAAACUUAAAUAGCUCAAAAAUUUGUCAAAACGCAGUUUGUUGUGUGUGCGGCAUAAUCCGAACAGGUUUUAGAUUGAACAACAGUCGCGUUUGGUUUUCGCCUGACGCAUGGUACUCUCAUGGAUAUACCAACGUUGGUAUAGAUUCGUCAAGGGCUAUGUUUAUCAUUGAUGUCGUAGGCGCAUCAUAUUCAUCAGGUAGCGAGUAUACCGUUGCCCGUGCGGAGGCAAUUAUACCACGUUAUCUAAUCGUUUACUCAGGUUAA